AUGGAAACCACCACCGCACUACGUGCAGAUCAUCGUGGUACUCCUGAGUCAAAUGGCCGUGUUGUCACAGUCAUCGACCAGUCUUUCUGGGCGACUCUGUCAGAUCCUCACCAAGACAUAGACCCUAAGUCAAACGAAUCCCUUGUUUGGGGCGCAGCAUAUCACAUUCCAGCUUCACAUGCUGAAGAAGUAAACGCGUAUCUUGAUCACCGUGAGAUAAAUGGCUACAGCGUCCAUUAUACCCCAUUCCACUCAUAUAUAGUCUCGGGGAACAGCAUACCGGACGCUUCAACCCCAGGAGCAUCGCCAUUCCUUUGUAUGGUCUACAUAGGCCUCCCAACAAAUUCCCAGUUUCUCCGCAACCCAGCAGAUCGGGACCCCUCGUCCGUGGCCAGAGUGAUAUCUGAAAGCCGGGGCCAGAGCGGCGAAAACAAAGAGUAUCUCUAUCUUUUAGAGAGGGCUCUCGAGGGAAUCGGCCUUGGCUGUGAAGAUUUCCAUGUCACGGAUUUAGUGAAAAGGGUCAGGAUGUUGGAGGGAGUGAGGGGGGAUAGGAAGAGUCAGGUCGAAAUUGAUGUGGAGAAAAUAGCUCUUCCAGAGCCAGAAUAUAGAGAGGAUGAGGUUAUGGAAGAAGUUGACGAGCGCAUGCAGCAAACGUGA
Molecule: messenger RNA, 657 nt
Organism: Ophidiomyces ophidiicola
Lineage: Eukaryota; Fungi; Ascomycota; Eurotiomycetes; Onygenales; Onygenaceae
Exons: 3
Coding region: 1-657 (218 amino acids)
Biological process (GO): glutathione catabolic process
Cellular component (GO): cytoplasm
Molecular function (GO): glutathione specific gamma-glutamylcyclotransferase activity; gamma-glutamylcyclotransferase activity
Source: RefSeq, a predicted model, not a curated record